Molecule: messenger RNA, 599 nt
Organism: Raphanus sativus (radish)
Lineage: Eukaryota; Viridiplantae; Streptophyta; Magnoliopsida; Brassicales; Brassicaceae
Product: putative gamma-glutamylcyclotransferase At3g02910
Molecular function (GO): gamma-glutamylaminecyclotransferase activity
Source: RefSeq, a predicted model, not a curated record
CUCGUCUGCGGGCCCUACCGCGUCCCUUUCCUCCUCAACAAGCCCGGAUCGGGCCAGCGCGUCACUGGAGAGCUCUACGCGGUUUCUCCACGCGGUCUCUCUCGCCUCGACGAGCUCGAAGGGACGAGCCGUGGCCAUUACGUCAGACAACCGAUCCGUCUCCUAAAGGAGGAGGGAGGAGAUGAUCUUGAAACAGAGCAUGCUUUGUCGUGCGUGGUGGAGGCGUACUACGCGCACAAGAGCUACGAGGAGGAGCUGUGGGAGAGGAAUAGGAGGAGAUCGUUCGGCGCGUACACGGAGAAGGAAGCGCGUGGGUACGUGAAGCGGAACGAUAGACCGCAGCAUCUUAGCUUCUUGGAUCAUAUCCGUAUUUUCGUUUCUUCUCCAUGUGACUGAUUUUAAUUUUCCAUCUCUCUUGGUGGAAAAAAAAUAAAAAAGAAAAUAGUUAUUUACAAAAAAAAUAUAUAAGGACCUACCAGAUCCGUCGUAUCCGUACUACGGUUGUCCUUUUGAUUAGGUUCUGUAAUGGACCAAUGGUUGUUUGGAUGUAAAACAAUAUAAGUACUCUAUCUUGAUAAGUUCUUGGUCGUUCUUGUUAA